Molecule: messenger RNA, 1533 nt
Organism: Mucor velutinosus
Lineage: Eukaryota; Fungi; Mucoromycota; Mucoromycetes; Mucorales; Mucoraceae
Product: Serine/threonine-protein kinase
Exons: 2
Coding region: 1-1533 (510 amino acids)
Biological process (GO): rRNA processing; DNA-templated DNA replication
Cellular component (GO): nuclear pre-replicative complex
Molecular function (GO): protein binding
Source: RefSeq, a predicted model, not a curated record
AUGGCAACUGAAGUCGCAUUAUCAGCAUCUAACACAGACAACACCAUCUAUGUCUGGGACAUUCGAUCUGGAUCCAGCUUGUUUUCAUUCAAGCAAAGCAUGUCGCAGAAGGGCGGCCUCGCACUAGUGUCAAAACCUGGCGCCAGCUUUCAGAUCGGUUCCAUUGUCACUGCUCAAACUGAUCGUGCUAUUCUCAACGUCUAUCAAUGGCAGCGCGAUCAAGUACUCCAUAAAAUGAAUACUGCUGAAAAGAUGGUCAGCGUUGCAUCUUCGCACCAAGGUCAAUACUUGGCUGCUGCCACUGUCAGUGGAAAAGUGUAUUUAUGGCAUGUGCCUACUGGACAUUUAAUGCGUGUAUUCGAAGCUCACUACCGUCGCAUCACUCGCCUUGCAUUCAGUAAUGACGAUUCCACAUUACUAACUGCUAGUGAAGAUGCCGCUGUCAAUGUUUGGCUAUUGGCACAUCUUCUUUCGCCUGUCAGUGCCGAUGGAUAUGAGGAUAUUACAGCUCGUCCCGCCCCAUUAUACUCUUGGUCUGACCAUACCUUACCUGUAUCUGAUAUCUAUAUCGGCAACGGUAAUCUAUCAGGUGCUCGUGUGUGUACAGCAAGCUUGGAUCAUACUGUCAAACUCUGGGAUCUUGCUACAGGCCAGCUUUUAACUACCUUUUUAUUCCCCAAAGCUGUGUCGAGUGUCAUUAUGGAUCCUUCAGAAACCACUAUUUUUGCUGCCUGUGAAGACAAAAUUUAUUCUGUGGAUUUAUACAAACGUCGUCAGGAUCAAUCUUACAAGAUCAACACUGUAGAGAGUUUGGGCGGCAUGAGUCGAGUCGAAUCUAUUGGUAUCAAGUCAACCACACCUAACAUGACAGGCGAUCAAGGAAAAUCUGCCAUGUUGGGAUCUGUGUUUAUCGGACAUACAGGCGAAAUCAACUCACUUACUUUAUCAUUCGAUGGCACCAUCUUGAUCUCUGGUGCAGAGGACGGCAAUUGCAUUGUGUGGGAUGUGUUGAGUAGACAGCCUUUACGCAAAUUUGAAUCACACAAGGGCCCUGUCAGCCAUGUCGCUUGCUUUUUGCGACCUAUUGAAUUACAUCCAGAUGCCCCCACUCAAAACAUCAUUCCAAUGCCCUGGAAACAAUUGAAGCGUGCUAUGCCUACAACAGAGGAGGAGCAUCGUGAUGCCAGUCAACAGACGAUUCAAAACACAAGCAUUGACUUGAAUGCUCAUCAGCACCUGGUGGAAUCUGGUCCUGCUUACUCUUCUCUUACAACAGAGUUGAAGCCUAUUCAAAAAGCGUCCAAUGCCAUUAGAGACAUGAAGACCGAUGAUUCGAGUGCUGGUUUACAGAAUCAAGUCAAUGCACUUCAAGCAGAACUGAUGCGUUUGAAUGAACAUCAUUUAAAGUCGAAAUCAUUACACAACGAAAUGUAUACACUUGUUGUGGAUAAAUUCAUGGAGGAGAGACGUAAUAAGAGAAAAUUAGAUCAAGAAGAUGAAGAAGAAGAGGAGGAGGAGGAAGACGAACAAUAG